Molecule: messenger RNA, 4204 nt
Organism: Centrocercus urophasianus (Greater sage-grouse)
Lineage: Eukaryota; Metazoa; Chordata; Aves; Galliformes; Phasianidae
Product: histone H2B 5-like
Exons: 2
Coding region: 108-488 (126 amino acids)
Cellular component (GO): nucleosome
Molecular function (GO): protein heterodimerization activity; DNA binding; structural constituent of chromatin
Source: RefSeq, a predicted model, not a curated record
CCCCGUGUGCGGCCUGGCGGUGUACCCGGCGAGGUCCCUGCCCUGGGCACGGCCCGGGGCUGUCUUUAUGGCAGCAGCUUCAAGAACCAGAAAAAAGAGCUCUCAGGAUGCCAGAGCCAGCAAAGUCCACUUCUGCCCCCAAAAAGGGCUCCAAGAAAGCCGUGACAAAGACGCAGAAGAAGGGCGAUAAGAAGCGACACAAGAGCAGGAAAGAGAGCUACUCCAUCUACGUCUACAAGGUGCUCAAGCAGGUCCACCCCGACACCGGCAUCUCCUCCAAGGCCAUGGGCAUCAUGAACUCCUUUGUCAACGACAUCUUUGAGCGCAUCGCGGGUGAGGCCUCGCGCCUGGCGCACUACAACAAGCGCUCCACCAUCACCUCGCGGGAGAUCCAGACGGCCGUGCGCCUGCUGCUGCCCGGAGAGCUGGCCAAGCACGCCGUCUCCGAGGGCACCAAGGCCGUCACCAAGUACACCAGCUCCAAGUAGCCCGGCGCUUCUUCUCCGGUGGGCCCAUUGAGCACAGGCACAGGUAGGCAGCUAUGGUUUGGAUGAAGGUCACAGCUAUUCUCCAUGGCGGUGGACAGACUUGGGAUGGGCGUUAGGAGCUGGCUAGUAGAAGAUGAGGCAGCGAACCGGAUGCUGGCUUCUUUUCAUUGUGAAUUCAGGAUGUGCUACGGGUUCCGCACGCUGCACAUCAGGCGACGCUGGUGGAGGAGGCCUCUGCUUUCACAUCUUAUCUGAAGGGACUGGCUGCUGCAUAUCCAAGUUCUUCUUUGUGCUUGAAAAACAUGCAUGUGUGGUGCUGGCCAUGAUGGCUGGCUGCUCCAGAGAUAUUGCCUCUGAAGUCUUCCUGUCUGCUUUCAUACAGUCGUCCAAGAUGGGCACCAAGAAGACUGCACUGCAUCCACUCUGUGAUAGUCAGGAUCCAUCCUGUUGUACAGCAAAACAGCCUACGUGUAGAGGUCAAGCUGACAUCAGCCACAGCAACCACCAGGCACAGUCCAUAGACUAAAAUCUGUACUGAUCCAGCAGAGAUCUUGCUUGGCAAUGGUGUACAAGGCCUCUGUUAAAGAUGCUGUGAUAAUGCCAUGUGCUGUCCCUCCUUGCUGCUCCUGAGGGAGGAGAAGCGAGCAGGCUGGUGGCACAGGCAUGUGUGGCCUUACCCACCAAGAUGCCAGAGCCACCAGCUGGCUCUCAGCUUGUGCCAAAGCAUCUGGACCAACAAGGGCAAUGGUGGAACCCGGUCAUUACCUCCUCCAGCUGCUGCUUUGCCAAUUCUGAGACCUACUUCAGUGUGCAAGACAUUGCUAAUGCUGCUUCUUCUUGGAGACUUUUUUCUGCCUGUGUGCUCUCUUCUGCCAUGUUCACUGUAAGGAUGGACAAGUGGGUGCUGUCCAAGGGGCUGUGGGCAGCUCACCUUGCCCCUGCCUUCCCUGCUUCGCUCAUUUGCUGUCAAGCAAAACAAAGUCAGGGCUGGGUGAAUAGGUAGGGACUCUUAAAAUAUCACUGCAUCCCACUAGUAUUUCACAAAUUAAAUCAUUCUAAGCUACUUCAGAUAUUCCCCAUGACUUCUCAAAAUCUACAGUAAGGUGAGCAAUAAUGAAAUCCCCAUAAAGCCAUAGAUAUUAGUGGAGGAAUGUCUCAGUUACAAGUUUAGCAUGCCUGAACUGCUGGGUAACAGAUAAGGAGCAUGUGUAGAAAUGGUGUGAAGUUGAAGCUUCCUACUCAGAACACAAAAUUAGCCAACACUGAAAAAAAGUCAAAAUUUCUGGUAGGCUUUAGCACUUUCAGAUCAAAAAGAUUCAUGCCUAAAUUGCUUUUUGCAAUUUAUUCUGUAAAAGAGCAGCAAAGACACAGCAUCCAGAACUAAUGCAGGUGCUGUCCAAAAUUCAUUGCUGAUAAUAGGACAAAUUCCCCCUAAAUAACAGUCUUGUGGUACAUCUCUCGUUUUCCACUACUUUUUAUCUCCAUCUUUUUUCUUUUCCCUUUGAGAAUGAUGGGGACCCUUGUUGUGUCAUUUUUGAAGAUGCAGAAUUCUGCAUGUCUGGAAGAUUCAGUCACUUCCUGGCUUAUAAGGAUGUUGCAGAAUCCAGUUGGCCUGAGGAAGGGGCUGUUUGUGGCCGUGCCACUGAGAGCGCCUCAGAAACCUGGGAGUAAGGUGAGCUCCCACAUGGUCACUGUGCAGGAGCUAAGGACAGGUGGCAGCCUACUGCAGCUUGGGGUUUGAGCACCCCACACCCAAAAACAGGCUCUCCUGCUGUGCUUUGCUCAGUGACAGGACACUGGAGGGUUUUCAGCCACAUUUCAUACAGUAAUUCCAGCAGGAAUCACUAGCAAUGUCUUUCAGAAAGCACGAGCUGUGUCUCUAGACUCCAGCAUCCACAGCAAGCAGCUCCCAGCAGCAGCAGUUGUAUUUGGCAGCAGAAAUCUGUCGCCAACCUCAACCAUUUCCUCAUGGCACUUUGGAAGAAACAGCUUAGCACCUCCUUUGGUUUUCCAAUUAAAUAGUCAAAAUCAGAUACCAAAGAUGAAAAAGUACCUGCACUGUCAUACCUGCACUGUUGAACCACCGUCACUGCCCCCUCUCCCAGCAGAAGUCAGAAAGCAGGGGUUGCAGAGGGGAAAUAAGGCUGUUUCAAAGAGGAGAAAUGGCAAUUUAAGACUGCAGAAGUACUUGAAGGCUUAAGGAGGUUUUUAUGUUGCUUAACGCCUGGUGGCUGUGACUGAUCGUCUCCAUCCACCUAUAGCUUAGGCUGUCAUUUCACACAUAAUUUGCUCCUCACUCUCCCUUCAUAUCAUUUUCUGUUUGCCCCUGACAACCUGAAGGAGAGGAUUGAGGAACUGAUCUAGGUUAAAAUGAAAGUUUUUUGUUUUUUUUUUUUACUCUUGCAGGGUUCAUUUUAACCCAGUUCUGGUGGCUGCUCUGUUUUGUCACUGUCACACAGACACUUGAGGCAGCAAAGGGAGGGCUGAGCUGGGAGAGGCAAGGCUGCCAUCAGCUGCGACUGACUCAAAAGCAGUUGUGAAGUCAGCAGCCGUAGAGUCAAAGCACAGGUGAUAAAAUGAAAGCUGUUUCUCUGCAGUCUGUGCAGGCUCACAAUCACAUCAGUUCAUUGGGAGCUAUUUUGGCUGGGAUGGGCUUGGGCUGAGCCUUCGGGGCAAUAGAAAAUGGUCUGAAAGUGGAAGGAUCAAAGCAGCAAUUGUCCAUUGACAUUGAUGUGGCAUGUUGUACAGGUCCUUGGUAAGGAGGUGUUCUGCAGAAAAGAGGGCUUCCUACUUGUGGGUCUGCGCUUGUUAAAAAGUUUUUUCAGCUCUGGAACUGGUAAGACAAUUUGAAAAUGAAAAUAAUAUGCCUAGUCGUGCUGACCCCACCUGAUUCCUACUGCAGCAACAGAAGCACCUCUGGGACAUUCUCAUGUUUUGCCAACAAAUGAAAAAAUAAAAAAAGGAACUGAAGGUUGGAAAAGGAAACUGCACGGAGUAACAUAACGUUGAUGUUAACCCUGUGUUAGACACUGCAAUGAGUUACUUGGUUUUAUAUACAAUUUAAGAGAUAAAAUUAGUUGUAAUAGAUCUAUGUCCUAGGGAGGACUCUGCUUUCCCAGAGGGAAUUCAAGUCCACGCUUCACAGAGACCUAAACCUGCAGAAGAACUGGGCAGCCACGUGCAUGGCCUGGAGGUUUGCUUACACUCUGAACAGAUGGAUCUUCAGUCAAGGAUGGCAAACGAGUGGCAGCAAACAGAGGAGGAGGGUCUGUCUUGGAGGUCACUGUGUGUGACCUGAGACCUUUGUGAACCUGACCUGAGACCACCCUCAGGACAGAGGCAUCCCCAUGUCCCCACCACACCCAGCCAAGCUUGGCAUGGCUUAUGCAUAGCCUGGAGCCCUCCUCCCACCACAGCAUCUCCUGACACAUCCAGAGCAAACUGUUUACAGGGAAAGGAAGAAUGAGAUAUAAACCAUAAAAAUCAUCUGCUGCUAGGAUUUGGGAAGUUCCCUGGGACCAGCCCCUGGGGAGCAAUCUUUCGUGCUUGCAUCCAUGCAUGGUAUCCUGCGGGCUUGUGUACACAGAGUUUUUCUGACAGUAAGUGUUACAUAAUGUAUGGUCUGUGUUAUAUUACUGUUGUUUUAUGAGAUACAUAGCAGCUGAUUACCUGUUUUCUGUUAAACAUAUAAAUAAAAUGUAAAUGCAGGAUGUAAA